Odocoileus virginianus texanus is the source of this 10043-nucleotide messenger RNA. The record is from RefSeq and is a predicted model, not a curated record. Lineage: Eukaryota; Metazoa; Chordata; Mammalia; Artiodactyla; Cervidae.
AUGUCUGGCGGCGCCGCCGACCAGCAGAGCAGCGCGCCGGGCUCGCUGUUCCUCUCGCCGCCGGCGCCUGCCCCCAAGAAUGGCUCCAGCUCGGACUCCUCGGUGGGGGAGAAACUGGGCGCCGCGGCGGCCGACGCCGCAGCCGGACGGACGGAGGAGUACCGGCGUCGCCGCCAUACCAUGGACAAGGACAGCCGAGGGGCGGCCGCGACCACCACCACGGAGCACCGUUUCUUCCGCCGCAGCGUCAUCUGCGACUCCAACGCUACGGCGCUGGAGCUGCCCGGCCUCCCUCUGCCGCUGCCCCAGCCCGGCGCGGCUGCCGUGGUCCCGCAGCGGAGCCCCCCGGAGCCCCCGCGCGAGGAGACCCUGACCCCCGCUGCCGCCGCCCAGGUGGCCCAGCAGCCGCCCGCCGCCGCCGCCGCCCGCGAAGAGCCGGUCGCCGCGGGCCCGGCCAUCUCUUCGGCCCCGGGUAGCGCGGGCAGAGACCGCCAGGCUGUCCAGCCCGGCCCCGUGGGGAGCCGAGAGGAGCCUACGUCGUCUAGAAGUGGCAGCGGCGGCGGCAGCGCCAAGGAGCCCCAGGAGGAACGGAGCCAGCAGCAGGAUGACAUCGAGGAGCUGGAGACCAAGGCCGUGGGCAUGUCCAACGACGGCCGCUUUCUCAAGUUUGACAUCGAGAUCGGCAGGGGCUCCUUUAAGACGGUCUACAAGGGUCUGGACACAGAGACGACCGUGGAGGUCGCCUGGUGUGAGCUGCAGGAUCGGAAGUUAACAAAGUCUGAGAGGCAGCGAUUUAAAGAAGAGGCUGAAAUGUUAAAGGGUCUUCAGCAUCCCAAUAUUGUUCGAUUCUAUGAUUCCUGGGAAUCCACAGUAAAGGGAAAGAAGUGCAUUGUGUUGGUGACUGAACUGAUGACAUCUGGAACUCUUAAAACGUACCUGAAAAGGUUUAAGGUGAUGAAGAUCAAAGUUUUGAGAAGCUGGUGCCGUCAGAUUCUUAAAGGACUUCAGUUUCUUCAUACUCGAACUCCACCUAUUAUUCACCGGGAUCUUAAGUGUGACAACAUCUUUAUCACUGGCCCCACAGGCUCAGUCAAGAUUGGAGACCUAGGUCUGGCCACCCUGAAGCGGGCUUCUUUUGCCAAGAGUGUGAUAGGUACCCCAGAGUUCAUGGCCCCUGAGAUGUAUGAAGAGAAGUAUGAUGAAUCCGUUGAUGUUUAUGCUUUUGGAAUGUGCAUGCUCGAGAUGGCCACGUCUGAAUACCCGUACUCAGAGUGCCAGAACGCUGCACAGAUCUACCGUCGAGUGACUAGCGGAGUGAAGCCAGCCAGUUUUGACAAAGUAGCAAUUCCUGAAGUGAAGGAAAUUAUUGAAGGAUGCAUACGGCAAAACAAAGAUGAAAGAUACUCUAUCAAAGACCUUUUGAACCAUGCCUUCUUCCAGGAGGAAACAGGGGUACGGGUAGAAUUAGCAGAAGAAGAUGAUGGAGAAAAGAUAGCCAUUAAAUUAUGGCUACGUAUUGAAGAUAUUAAGAAACUAAAGGGGAAAUACAAAGACAACGAAGCUAUCGAGUUUUCCUUUGACUUGGAGAAAGAUGUGCCAGAAGAUGUUGCUCAAGAAAUGGUAGAUUCUGGGUAUGUCUGUGAAGGUGACCACAAGACCAUGGCAAAAGCCAUCAAAGAUAGAGUAUCGUUAAUUAAGAGAAAACGAGAACAGCGUCAACUAGUGCGGGAGGAGCAAGAAAAAAGAAAGCAGGAGGAGAGCAGCCUCAAGCAGCAGGUGGAGCAGCAGCCCAGCACCUCCCAGGCCGGAGUCCAGCAGCCGCCUGCCACCAGCACUGGCGGACCCGCUGCCUCUGCUGCGUCUGCGUCCGUCUCCACGCAGGUAGAGCCAGAAGAGCCUGAGGCCGACCAGCACCAGCAGCUGCAGUACCAGCAGCCUGGUGUGUCUGUGAUAUCUGACGGGACAGUUGACAGUGGUCAAGGGUCUUCUGUCUUCACGGAAUCUCGAGUGAGCAGCCAACAGACAGUUUCGUACGGGUCCCAGCAUGAGCAGGCACCUUCCACUGGCGCCCUCCCAGGGCACACAGCAUCUGUUGUCCAAGCGCAGGCUCAGCCCCAUGCAGUAUAUCCACCCUCAAGUUUGCCUCAGUCCAUGGCGCAUCCGCGUGGGGGGACCCCAACAUACCCAGAAUCACAGAUAUUUUUCCCAACUAUUCAUGAACGUCCAGUUUCUUUUUCACCACCUCCCACCUGUCCACCGAAGGUGGCCAUUGCCCAGCGGCGUAAGAGCACCUCCUUCUUGGAAGCCCAAACUCACCAGUUCCAACCCCUGCUGAGGACUGUCGGCCAGAGUCUUCUUCCACCUGGUGGCAGCCCACCUAACUGGACUCCAGAGACUGUAGUCAUGUGGGGCCCUGCAGCCAGUAGAGUCGCUGGAGAGCUGUGUGAGGUGCAGGCCCAUCCUGUGUUUGAGCCAGCUCCAGUUUACAGUGACUACAGAGCUGGACUGGUGCUUCCAGAAGAAGCUCACUACUUCCUCCCUCCAGAAGCAGUGUAUCUAGCCGGGGUACAUUACCAGGCCCAGGUGGCAGAACAGUUUGAGGGUAUUCCAUACAGCUCUCCAGUCCUGUCAAGUCCUAUGAAGCAGACACCUGAGCAGAAGCCAGUGCACGGGGCCCCCACCUCCAGUUCUGUCUUUGAAUUUCCAUCGGGACAGGCUCUCCUGGUAGGACACCUCCAGAAUGUAAGAUUAGAUUCGGGACUGAGCCCAGGCUCUCCCCUGUCUAGCAUUUCUGCGCCUGUCAGUACAGAUGCCACACACUUGAAGUUUCACCCUGUCUUUGUUCCUCAUUCUGCACCUGCUGUGCUAACUCAUAACAACGAAAGCAGAAGCAGUUGUGUGUUUGAGUUUCACAUUCAUACUCCAAGCUCCUCUUCAGGAGAAGGAGAGGGAGGAGUUUUACCUCAGCGCAUUUACCGAAAUCGGCAGGUUGCUGUGGACUCGAACCAGGAAGAACCACCUCCUCCACCUGCAGGAUUACACAGCCGCCUGCAGCCUGUGACUGAAGAGCAGCAGACGCCCCAGGCCCCAGAGUUGACCGUCUCUGUGGUGGAGCCCACUGGACAGACCUGGCCCAUAGGAAGCCCAGAGUACUCCAGUGAUUCCUCCCAGGUCACUUCUUCAGACCCCGGUGAAUUUCAGUCACCUCCCCCUACAGGGGGAGCAGCUGCUCCUUUUGGCUCUGACGUCUCAUUACCCUUUAUCCGCCUGCCUCAGACAGUGUUGCAAGAAUCCCCACUCUUCUUCUGUUUCCCCCAAGGAGCCACCUCUCCGCAGGUUUUACCCGCCUCAUUUUCUUCAGGAGGAUCUGCACUCCAUCCACAGGCACAGGGGCAGAGCCAGGGUCAGCCAUCUUCAAGUAGUUUAACAGGGGUUCCAUCCUCCCAACCCAUGCAGCAUUCUCAGCAGCAGCAAGGAGUGCAGCCAACAGCCCCCUCUCAGCAGGCGGCGCAGUAUCCGCUCCCUCAGGCAUCGGCCCCCAGCGAGGCCGCGAUUGCUCAGCCCGUGAGUCAGCCUCCACCUCCACAGGCCUUGCCACACGUGUCCGCGGGAAAACAGCUUCCAGUUUCCCAGCCAGUACCAACUCUCCAAGGCGAACCUCAGAUCCCAGUUGCAACACAGCCCUCAGUCGUUCCCGUCCAUGCUGGUGCUCACUUCCUUCCUGUGGGACAGCCCCUCCCGCCCUCUUUACUGCCCCAGUACCCCAUAUCUCAGCUGCCGCCCGUCUCUCAGCUCCCCUCUGCUCCUCCUCACGUGUCCGUGGCUCAGCCAGGCUUCCCACCCCUGCCCGUCACGAUGGCAGCUGGCAUUAGUCAGCCUCUGCUCACCUUGGCUUCAUCUGCUGCGGCGGCGGCUGUCCCAGGGGCACCCGCUGUGGUCCCUAGUCAGCUUCCUGCCCUGCUGCAGCCUGUGACCCAGCUGCCGAGUCAGGCUCACCCGCAGCUCCUGCAGCCAGCAGUUCAGUCCAUGGGGAUCCCCGCCAGCCUUGGACAGACUGCCGAGGUGCCACUUCCCCCUGGAGAUAUUCUCUACCAGGGCUUCCCACCUCGACUGCCAUCACAGUACCCAGGAGACUCAAACAUUGCUCCCUCCUCCAGUGCAGCUUCUGUGUGCCUGCCUUCUGCAGUCCUGUCCCCUCCCAUGCCAGCAGAAGCGCUGGCUGCCCCUGGUUACUUUCCUGCAAUGGUGCAGCCCUAUGUGGAAUCCAGUCUCUUGGUUCCUGUGGGCAGUGUAGGAGGACAGGUCCAGGUGUCCCAGCCAGCAGUGAGCUUAGCACAAGCCCCCACCACAUCCUCCCAGCAAGCAGCUCUGGAGAGCACUCAGGUCGUCUCUCAGGUGGCUCCUUCAGAGCCAGCUCCCGGGGCUCAGCCACAGCCUGCCCAGCCAGCCACGGUGGUCUCUUCUAUAGACAGCGCACACUCAGAUGUGGCUUCAGGCAUGAGUGAUGGCAACGAGAACGUCCCCUCUUCCAGCGGGAGGCAUGAGGGCAGGACGACGAAGCGGCUGCAUCGGAAGUCUAUAAGGAGCCGCUCUCGUCAUGAGAAGCCUUCCCGCCCCAAACUGAGAAUUCUCAAUGUUUCAAAUAAAGGAGAUCGGGUGGUAGAAUGUCAGUUAGAGACUCACAAUCGGAAGAUGGUUACAUUCAAAUUCGAUUUAGAUGGUGACAACCCUGAGGAGAUAGCCACAAUUAUGGUGAACAAUGACUUUAUUCUGGCACUGGAGAGAGAUGCGUUUGUGGAGCAAGUGCGGGAGAUCAUUGAGAAAGCUGACGAGAUGCUCAGUGAGGAUGUCAGCGUGGAGCCAGAGGGUGACCAGAGCUUGGAGAGUCUCCAUGGCAAGGAUGACUAUGGCUUCUCAGGCGCCCAGAAAUUGGAAGGAGAGUUCAAACAACCGAUUCCUGCAUCUUCCAUGCCACAACAGAUAGGCGUUCCUGCCAGUUCUUUAACUCAAGUUGUUCAUUCUGCUGGAAGACGGUUUAUAGUAAGUCCUGUGCCAGAAAGUCGAUUACGAGAAUCAAAACUUUUCACUGAAAUUUCAGAUACGGUUGCUGCUUCCACAUCUGCGGGCCCUGGAAUGAACUUGUCUCACUCUGCCUCGUCCCUUAGUCUGCAGCAGGCCUUUUCUGAACUUAGACAUGCUCGGAUGGCAGAAGGGCCGAGCACGGCUCCUCCCCACUUUGGUCAGACAGGCCCUGUGUUUCCAGCAGUGCCUCCCCCACUGAGCAGCGCCCCUGGAGCCCCGGCCGCAGCAGCCGCAGCCUCAGUGUCAGCCUCUGCCCCGAGUCACCCUCUUAGUGACGUGGCCACGUCGGUCAUUCAGGCUGAGGUGACAGUGGCCCCUGGAACAGGUGUCAUGCCUCCCAGUGGUCUCCCUGUACCCCCUGCAUCUGAGUCCCUGGCACCUUCCAGCGUGGCCCCCAGCAUCACCAUCCCUGCAGUUCUCUCGGCACUGCCGGUGCCCCAGGCAGCGCAGGCUCCCACCCCCGGCGGCAGGGCCUCCAGUGCAGGCACAUUCCCCUCUGCACCCACAUCCCUGGCACCAGCCUCUGCUGUGGGCAGUGCUGUUGCCUCCGCUGCUCAGCUUCCACCUGUGCUGUCUCAGCCCGCGGCAGGCAGCUCGGCCGGGGUGGCCACGCUGACAGCCAUGCCCGCUGCCGCUCUGGGCCCCAGCCUCAUGGCACCGCCGUCCCUUGCUCUCAGCAGCAGCACCUCCGCCCCGGCUCUGGCAGAAACAGUGUUGGUCAGUGCCCACGCCCUGGAUAAGACAGCUCACAGCAGCACCACUGGACUGGCUCUGCCCCUUCCUGCCACCUCGUCCUCUCCCGCCCCCGGAGCAGGAGUGUCCAGUGCUGUUUCUCAGCCUGUUGCCGCGGCUCACCCUUUGGUUCUCCCAUCAGUCAUAGCCUCUACUCCCGUACUCUCCCAGGCAGGACCCAUGUCAACACCCCUACUGCCCCAGGUACCCGGUAUCCCACCCCUGGUACAGCCUGUUGUCAGUGUGCCUGCCGUGCAGCAGACCCUGGUUCAUAGUCAGCCUCAGCCCGCUCCGCUCCCCAACCAGCCCCACACUCACUGUCCUGAGAUAGACACCGACACUCAACCCAAAGCUCCCGGGAUCGACGAUAUCAAGACUUUGGAGGAAAAGCUGCGAUCUCUCUUUAGUGAGCAUGGCUCAUCUGGAGCCCAGCAUGCCCCCGUCUCGCUGGAUACCUCGCUCGCUGUGGAAACCGCGGUCACAGCAGGCCUCCCGGCCGCUGCUGUUGCACCAAGCAAGCCUCUGACUUCCUCUGCCAGUACUUGCUUGCCACCGGCCAGUCUGCCCUUAGGAGCAGCUGGCUUAUCAGUUAUACCAACGGUCACUCCUGGGCAAGUUCCCACCCCAGUCAGCUCUGCGCCGGGAGUGAAACUGGAAACUCCUCCAGCAAAGCCACCUUUAACUAAGCCUCCAGUGCUGCCCGUGGGCACUGAACUUCCAGCUGAUACUCCGCCCAGUGAGCAGCUGCCACCAUUUCCGGGACCUUCACUAACUCAGCCCCCGCAGCCCCUGGGAGACCUGGACGCUCAGCUGAGAAGAACCCUCAGUCCCGAGAGUGGCGUGCUGACGUCUGCCGUUGGUCCCGUGUCUGUGGUGGCUCCAGCAGCGGUUGUGGAGACAGGAGCCCAGCUUCCGAAGGAUGUUGUUUCAGUCUCUCAAGUCACAGAAGCUCCUGUCCUUGCACCCACUUCCACAGCUGGUGUUCUGAAGAUGGGGCGAUUUCAGGUUUCCGUUGCAAUGGAUGAUCCCCAGAAAGAGGGUAAAAGUAAGUCAGAGGAUGUCAAGUCUGUCCACUUCGAAUCCAGCACGUCAGAGUCCUCAGUUCUGUCAAGUAGCAGCCCCGAGAGCACCGUGGUGAAGGCAGAGCCCAAUGGGCUGGCCAUCCGGGGCGCCUCUGCAGAUGUGCCGGACAGCGCCCGCCCGCUGCCCACCUCAGAAGCUGGGCAGCCUAGCAGGGUUGGCCGCUUCCAGGUGACCACCACAGCGAGCAGAGUGGGCCGCUUCUCUGUGUCCAGAACUGAAGACAAGAUGGCUGAGGUGAAGGGAGAGGAGCCAGUGGCCUCCCCUCCUUUUGUGGACUCGGAACACGACCUUCCUCCCACCGUGACGCCAAAGAAAGAGAAACCUGAACUGUCGGAGCCUUCGCAUCUGAACGGGCCGUCUUCCGACCUGGAGGCUGCCUUCCUCAGCCGGGAUGCGGAUGCCGGCUCAGGGAGCCCACACUCCCCUCCGCAGCUGAGCUCCAAGAGCCUUCCUGCCCAGAGCCUCAGUCAGAGCCUCAGCAAUUCCUUCAACUCUUCCUACAUGAGCAGUGACAAUGAGUCAGACAUUGAAGACGAGGACUUAAAGUUAGAGCUUCGCCGACUACGGGAAAAACAUCUUAAAGAAAUUCAGGACCUGCAGAGUCGCCAGAAACAUGAAAUUGAGUCUUUAUACACCAAACUGGGCAAGGUUCCUCCCGCUGUCAUCAUUCCCCCAGCAGCCCCCCUUGCAGGGAGAAGGAGGCGACCCACCAAAAGCAAAGGGAGCAAGUCCAGUCGCAGCAGCUCUUUGGGGAAUAAAAGCCCUGGACCAGGUACCCUGUCUGGUCAGAGUGCAGCUUCAGUCUUGCAUCCUCAGCAGACCCUCCCUGCUCCUGGCAGCAUCCCAGAGACAGGGCCCAACCAGCUGUUACAGCCCAUGAAGCCAUCUCCUUCCAGUGACAACCUGUAUUCGGCCUUCACCAGUGAUGGUGCCAUUUCAGUACCAAGCCUUUCUGCUCCAGGUCAAGGCUGUGCCAAGUUUAACUGUGCGUCCGAGCAGGUGACAUUCAAAGCUGGCGGCAGGAGGACGCGAUUUCUGAGGAAGAUGGUGAAAAAAGUCUGCCCUUGCAACCAGCUCUGUAGGACCAGCAGCACCAACGCCGUCGGGGGAGCCGUGAGCAGCCAGGCCGCCCCGGCUCCACCUCCUGCCGUGACGUCCAGCAGGAAGGGCACGUUCACGGAUGACCUGCACAAGCUGGUGGACAACUGGGCCCGGGACGCCAUGAGUCUCUCAGGCAGGCGGGGAAGCAAAGGACACGUGAGCUAUGAGGGCCCUGGCAUGGCAAGGAAGUUCUCCGCGCCCGGUCAGCUGUGCGUCUCCAUGACCUCAAACCUGGGCGGCUCUGCCCCCGGCUCUGCAGCGUCAGCUACCUCUCUAGGGCACUUCCCCAAGUCCAUGUGCCCCCCUCAGCAGUACGGUUUCCCUGCCCCCCCGUUUGGCACGCAGUGGAGUGGGACGGGUGGCCCGGCACCUCAGCCGCUUAGCCAGUUCCAGCCUGUGGGAACAGCCUCCUUACAGAAUUUCAACAUCAGCAACUUGCAGAAAUCCAUCAGCAACCCCCCAGGUUCCAACCUGCGGACCACGUAGACCCGAGGCGAUCCUGGGGAAGUGCCGCUUGCUGGACGCUUAGUGCCUUGGACUUCUGUCGCUUCUGCCGUUGCAUCAGCUUCUCGUCAGACCGUGGUCCGCGAGGGCGUGUGGAAGGACAGCGUGGGUCCGUGUGACCCAGCAGUGGACUAUGUUGUAAGGAAACUGGAAGGGUAUUUUUUUUCAAGUCAUUUAACAAUUUUGUAAGAUGAGCAGGAUGAGAAGUUAAGUUGACAUCAGUGGUUAAAGCAGAAAACUGUUUCAGGACAAGUGAGGAGAGAUGCUGUCACCAAAUUGGGCAGUUAACAGACUGAGCGUGGUGUGCGAUAGGUGCUGAGAGGCUAGAGGCUGGAGAACAGACGUGUUCUGAAGACUUGGUGCUUGGCCAGCGGCUGCCCUAAGCCUUACUUACCUGCGCUGGGCUUGAACACAGAAGAUUGAGAAGAAAUGGCUGAAGAGAAAGGAAGGGGGUGGGGGCUAGUUUUUAAGUUGGGAGGUGUGAUAGUGAAACGUCUCAGAUGGAGAAAGUUGCUCUAAGAAAAAUUGUUUGGCUUGCUUUCCUCUUGGUGCAAACGUACCGUGUAUUUCUCAAAGUGGGGGCCUGCAGUUUGUGGCAGGUGGUCCCACAUCUGAAAUAAGCACUGCAGGAACGGCUGCUUGUUCCUCCUCACUUCUGUAUAAUGUCCAGAGGGUUGCAGGGUCAUAAUCUCCUGGCUACCUGUGUUUCUAGAAUGACAAUGGAUACUCUCAUAUCAAGAGAGACUCCCCUCAAGUAAUAACUGCAGCCAGCCAGUAUUAUUUAGUGUUAUGUCUAGUUGUGAUGGGCAGUUCUCUUUAUUUUCAGAAACUUCAGGAAAUACCCUCCCAAUUGCCUAUUUUGGGGAUCUCUGUUCUCCCAGCAGAUGGGGCAAGAAGCCAGGACUCUUAAUCUUGGGGUGCUGCUUCUCUUGACUCUCAGCCACCUCAGUGGCCCAUCCCAGGAAUCUCCCAUGACAGGAAGAGCCUGGCUGUUCUGUCCUUCAUUGGCCAUUUUCUUUAUUAAGUUAGCCAAGGCCCCAAAGAUACAAACGAAAGCUGAGGUUUUAGGAAGGUAAGAGAUGAGAAGGGCAGGUGCUCCAAGCUUUGCUUUGAAACUUUACUUUUUCUCUGCCUAUAAUCCUCGGGAAAUGGUAAGAGUAAGGACAGAACAAGAAGUGCCGAGGAAAUGGGAAACGGACACCUGGACAGAGGAGACAGGACUUUGUACCAAAGGAGGGAGCCAAAUGCAGCACGACUGUCUUGUCACUUUGGUUUAAUGAUUUUUGAGGUCUCUUCACUCACAUGGAAAGUAAGAACUGGUUUUACUUACUGUUGAUUUUUUUCCCCUCCUGUGGAUGAAAUAACAAGCCUAGAGGAAUGAACCAGUGCUACUGAACUGUUUAAAUUAUUUUCGUGUUAAUAGUACACUUUGAGUAUCUUUUUCCACAUUAAAAAAUCUUUCUGAAUUAUAAAUGUUUUCCUUACAUUAUUUAACAAUGUACACUGUUUAAAAAAAAAAUAAACUGAAUUCAAACCUUGGG